UACUCCAGACCACUAUAAUGAUAUCAUUAUAUAUAUAUAUAUAUAUUAAUCAGGCCAGCGAUCAUUAACAUUUUCAACUAAAAAUGGCAACAAGGGGCGUUUCGCCGCCGGCCGCCGCCAGCGCUGGCUCGCUAGAGCUGGAAGGUUUGGUGAUCGGUUCAAAGAUGGAACGAGUCGGAGGUACGAUGUCUCGAUAUUUUAGCGAAGGCAAAGGGAGGAUCUUCAGUGAGGAGGAGCGAGCCAAAGAAGCUGUUUACAUUCAGAAAAUGGAGAGGGAGAGGAUGGAGAAGCUGAAGAAAAAGAUGGAGAAGGAGAGGGCCGCAGCUGAAAGAGGGGAGAUUAAGAAAACGGAGGAAGCCUGCAAAACCUGAAGGUCGAUCUACCUGCAGUUUAUCCCUUCGAUGUUGUGGCCGUGGUAGCUGACUUGUAGAUAACAUGAUGAUGAGUAAAAUUAGUGAGCUCUUUGUAUGUUUUUUUUUUUCUUUUUCUUUUUUCUUUUGUCGAGAAAAAUAAAGUGUGUAAAUUUGUUGAACCCAGUGGCUGCUAUGAGCGAUUGGGCGUAUGUUGUAUUAUUUUAAAAUGUUGUUGUUUGUAGAUGGGCUUGUAUAGUUAUUGUCCAAGCAAAUGGGCCUAACGGGCCUCUUUGGCUCAGGUGUAUAUAGGAAUAAAUUUCAUAAAAAAAAGGUACCGUUGGGUUUUGA
Molecule: messenger RNA, 701 nt
Organism: Asparagus officinalis (garden asparagus)
Lineage: Eukaryota; Viridiplantae; Streptophyta; Magnoliopsida; Asparagales; Asparagaceae
Exons: 3
Coding region: 84-371 (95 amino acids)
Biological process (GO): negative regulation of ATP-dependent activity
Cellular component (GO): mitochondrion
Molecular function (GO): ATPase inhibitor activity
Source: RefSeq, a predicted model, not a curated record